Messenger RNA from Medicago truncatula (barrel medic), 2598 nucleotides. RefSeq lists its product as uncharacterized. Bases 1 to 2598 code for a protein of 865 amino acids. Lineage: Eukaryota; Viridiplantae; Streptophyta; Magnoliopsida; Fabales; Fabaceae. The record is from RefSeq and is a predicted model, not a curated record. The transcript has a single exon.
AUGAAUCUGGACAAAACAAAGAUCCAAACUUUCCAUGAUCUGUGUGAAGCUUUUGUGCAACAAUACAAUUAUAAUGUGGAUAUGGCUCCAGACCGAAGUGAUCUUCAGGCUAUGACUCAGGGGGACAAAGAAACAUUCAAGGAGUAUGCCCAACGAUGGAGAGAUACUGCUGCCCAAGUCAGCCUGCGUAUAGAAGAGAAGGAGAUGACCAAGCUCUUCUUGAAGACUCUCAAUCAAUUUUACUACGAGAAGAUGGUCGGAAGUACGCCAAAGAACUUUGCCGAAAUGGUUAGCAUGGGUGUUCAAUUGGAAGAAGGGGUCCGAGAAGGACGUUUGGUAAAGGAUGGAACCUCUGCCAGUGGGACCAAGAAAUUUGGGAACCACUUCCCGAGAAAGAAAGAACACGAUGUUAAUGUGGUAGCCCAUGGAAGAACCCAACAAACUUAUCCAGUCUACCAACAUGUCGCUGCCAUCACACCUACUGCCAAUGUUAUUCAACCACCAAAUACCCAGCCUCGAUUCCCACCAUAUUCUCAACAAAAUCCUCAACACCAAUAUCCUCAACAAAAUCCUCAACAAUAUCCUCAACAAUAUCCCCAACCACCAUACCAGCAACGCCCAUAUCAACAACAUCCCUAUCAACAACAACGACCUCAACAACAAAGAAUGCAAAUUGACCCGAUCCCCGUCACCUAUGCAGAGCUACUUCCAGGGUUACUCAGAAAUAACUCAGUCCAAACCAUAGCACCUUCUCCAAUACCAGAAAAACUGCCAACAUGGUAUAGAAUGGACCAGACUUGUGCUUUUCAUCAAGGGGGCCGAGGUCAUAAUAUUGAAAAUUGUUAUGCCUUUAAGAAUGUAGUGCAGAGGCUAAUCAAUGAGAAGAAGAUAACCUUCACAGACUCAGCGCCAAAUAUUCAAACCAAUCCAUUGCCAAACCAUGGUGCUGCAAUUGUCAACAUGGUCGAAGAUUGCCAAAAGACUCAUCAUAUUCUCGACGUUCAACGCAUCCGAACACCUUUGGUCCCGUUACAUGCCAAGUUAUGCAAAGUGAACCUCUUUAAACAUGAUCAUGAUGUCUGCAAAGUGUGCCUUCUAAAUCCCUGGGGUUGUCAGAAAGUGAAAGAUGAUAUUCAAAGACUUUUGAACCAAGGAGGACUGGUUGUUGAAAGAAAAUGUGAUGAUGUAUGUGUUAUAACUCCUGAAGAGCCUUUGGAAAUAUUUUACGACAGUCGGAAGACAAUUGCUGCUCCUUUAGUGAUCUGCUUGCGUGGUCCAAUACCUUAUACUUCCGAGAAGGCCAUUCCUUACAAGUACAAUGCCACUAUGAUAGAAGGUGGUCGUGAAGUUCCAAUACCACUUUUGCAUUCUGUGAGAAAUAUUACCGAAGAUAGUAGAGUGCUGAGGAAUGGGCGUGUUGUUCCUAUAGUGUUCCCGAAGAAAGUUAGUGCUCCGGUAAUUGAGGAGGCUCAAGCUAAGGAUUCCAGUGUUGUCAAAGAGGUAAGCCAGUCGAAUGGGGCCGGUGCAAGUACAGAGUUUGAUGAGAUUCUCAAGUUAAUAAAGAAGAGCGAGUACAGGGUUGUUGACCAACUGAUGCAAACUCCAUCAAAAAUAUCCAUAAUGUCUUUGUUACUGAAUUCUGAGGCCCAUAAGGAAGCAUUGAUGAAGGUCUUAGAACAAGCUUUUGUAGACUAUGAUGUGAGCGUGAGUCAAUUUGGUGGAAUAGUGGGAAAUAUCACUGCAUGUAACAACUUGAGUUUCAGUGAUGAAGAGCUCCCGGCCGAAGGAAGGAACCAUAACUUGGCUUUGCAUAUAUCUGUGAAUUGCAAGACCGAUGCUUUGUCGAAUGUACUAGUGGAUACCGGGUCGUCUCUGAAUGUGAUGGCCAAAACAACCUAUGCUCAACUCUCUUACCAAGGUACCCCUUUGAGACGAAGUGGGGUAAUGGUAAAAGCUUUUGAUGGUUCAAGGAAGGAUGUUCUUGGAGAGGUGGUUCUGCCUAUUACAAUCGGGCCACAAGUUUUCCAGAUUAAUUUUCAAGUGAUGGACAUUCAGGCGUCAUAUAGUUGCCUACUGGGCCGACCCUGGAUUCACGAGGCUGGGGCAGUAACGUCUACACUGCAUCAAAAGUUGAAGUUCGUGAGGAAUGGGAAGCUAGUAACGGUGAAUGGUGAAGAGGCUUUGUUAGUGAGCCAUUUGUCGUCUUUCUCUUUCAUUGGGGCUGAUAAUGUUGAAGGGACGCCUUUUCAAGGAUUUACCAUGGAAGAAAAAAGUACCAGGAAGAGUGAGGCAUCUAUUUCUUCUCUGAAGGAUGCUCAGAAAAUGAUACAAGCUGGAGGGUCUGCAAGCUGGGGAAAGUUGAUUGAACUUCCAGAAAACAAACACCGAGAAGGGUUGGGUUUCUUUCCAUCAGCUGAUUUGUCCAAGACAAAGACCGUCGCCGAGCCGAUAAAGGGUACUUUCCAUAGUUCUGGUUUUAUUCAUGCAAUUACUGAAGAUGAUCCUGAAGGAGUGCCACGAAGCUUUGUGACACAAAGGAGGUUUAGCCACAAUUGGGUUGCUGUAGAUGUUCCUUUUAUUGCUCAUUUGUCCAAGUAA